GGGGCUAGUAGGCGGAUCCCAGGGCACGCUGAACCAAUGGGCUAGGCGGGGCGGGGCGACGGUGGCGGCGGCGGCGGCAGCGGGUUCGGUUGCGCGUGGCGCACGGGGUGGGAGCGGAGCCCAGGCCGGGUGCAGGCGCUGCCGCCAGCGACCAUGGGGAACGUCUUGGCCGCUAGCUCGCCUCCCGCAGGGCCGCCGCCGCCGCCCGCGCCCGCCCUCGUGGGACUGCCGCCGCCUCCGCCCUCUCCUCCGGGCUUCACGCUGCCGCCACUCGGGGGCGGUCUGGGCGCUGGGGCUGGUGCGGGUCGAGGUUCGGAAAGGACCCCCGGUGCUGCGGCCGGCAGCGCCGCAGGGACUGCGGACGAUGGGGCCUGCGGCUGCCUGCCCAACCCGGGCACGUUCGAGGAGUGCCACCGGAAGUGCAAGGAGCUGUUUCCCAUUCAGAUGGAAGGUGUCAAGCUCACAGUCAACAAAGGGUUGAGUAACCAUUUCCAGGUGAACCACACGGUAACCCUCAGCACAAUCGGGGAGUCCAACUACCACUUCGGGGUCACGUACGUGGGGACAAAGCAGCUGAGUCCCACAGAGGCAUUCCCUGUGCUGGUGGGUGACAUGGACAAUAGCGGCAGCCUCAAUGCUCAGGUCAUUCACCAGCUGGGCCCUGGCCUCAGGUCCAAGAUGGCCAUCCAGACCCAGCAGUCCAAGUUCGUGAACUGGCAGGUGGAUGGGGAGUACCGGGGUUCUGACUUCACGGCCGCUGUCACUCUGGGGAACCCGGACGUCCUGGUGGGUUCAGGUAUCCUCGUGGCCCACUACCUGCAGAGCAUCACGCCGUGUCUGGCCCUGGGUGGAGAGCUGGUCUACCACCGGCGGCCCGGGGAGGAAGGCACGGUCAUGUCUCUAGCUGGGAAAUACACACUGAACAACUGGUUGGCGACAGUGACGUUGGGCCAGGCGGGCAUGCACGCGACGUACUACCACAAAGCCAGCGACCAGCUGCAGGUGGGCGUGGAGUUUGAGGCCAGCACAAGGAUGCAGGACACCAGUGUCUCCUUCGGGUACCAGCUGGACCUGCCCAAGGCCAACCUCCUCUUCAAAGGCUCCAUGGACAGCAACUGGAUUGUGGGCGCCACACUGGAGAAGAAGCUCCCGCCCCUGCCCCUGACGUUGGCCCUCGGGGCCUUCCUGAAUCACCGAAAGAACAAGUUCCAGUGCGGCUUUGGCCUCACCAUCGGCUGAGCCCCUGCUGGCCCCCCCGCCUUCCACCCUUCCUCCUUCAGAUCCCACCUCCCCCUCCCCCUGCCAUGGAGGGGAGACCUGAGCCCUCCUCCCCCUCCCUUCCCUCCCUCCUCGGGGGCCAGGGGGGCAGCGGAAAGGAGGGGACCCAUCACCCCAGCAGCUGAGGGGGGAUUCUAGAACCACGGGCGCUUCAGGAUUCGGAGCACCGGAGGCAGGGUGCCCAUGGGCCUGGAGUCCCAGGAGGGAUUCCAGAAUCGAGGGGCACGCCAGAUUCUGAGCACCAGGGGCAGAGGUGGCCAGACAACCUCAGGGAGGUGUUGGGGCGUCCCAGUCCCCCGAAGGGCCCUGGGCCCGGCCCUGAGGGGGCAGCGAGAAGAGGAGCUUCCCCAUCCCCUGUCAGUCUGCCCCCGCCCACUUCCCCACCCAUCCCUCAGUAUAAAUCAUGUUUAUAAGUUAUGGAAGAACCGGGACAUUUUACAGAAAAAAAAAAAAAGCCAACAAAAAAUAUACAUGAAAAAAAGUGGAAUAGGAGGCC
Messenger RNA from Neofelis nebulosa (Clouded leopard), 1774 nucleotides. RefSeq names its product translocase of outer mitochondrial membrane 40 (gene TOMM40). Gene Ontology annotation, molecular function: transmembrane protein transporter activity. Gene Ontology annotation, cellular component: mitochondrial outer membrane; mitochondrial outer membrane translocase complex. The transcript has 10 exons. Bases 154 to 1239 code for a protein of 361 amino acids. The record is from RefSeq and is a predicted model, not a curated record. Gene Ontology annotation, biological process: protein import into mitochondrial matrix. Lineage: Eukaryota; Metazoa; Chordata; Mammalia; Carnivora; Felidae.